Myxocyprinus asiaticus (Chinese sucker) is the source of this 2486-nucleotide messenger RNA. RefSeq lists its product as uncharacterized. The record is from RefSeq and is a predicted model, not a curated record. NCBI's taxonomy places the organism in Eukaryota, Metazoa, Chordata, Actinopteri, Cypriniformes, Catostomidae. The coding region runs from base 411 to 1643 and encodes 410 amino acids. The transcript has 4 exons.
UUGCCUUUCUUUCCGCUAUUUCUAUUUCUAUGAGGACUUCAGAGAGAAAAAAAAGCACACUUUGAAGUAAACGGAUAUUCUCCGCUUGUCGAUAAGAUUCAACUUCUUUCACAUUCAAUAGCCAUCUAUAUUUUAAGAGCGGCCAUAAGCUGAGAAACACUUGGCAAGAGCAAACUGGUAAAUGUAUUGACAACGCUGACAUGCUUGCUCUGUUAACGGCAAAGCGCAGAUAGUGCACUCACUAAAUUGUGCGCCCAGAAGCACAUUCUAGUGCACAUCUGGGCGUGUAUACGAUAUUUUGCACGAAAUUGUUCGCGUUCUGUUAUUUAGCGAAUUUAUUGCAGUUCUGCCGAUGUAGAGGCUAACAGUAUGUAAAGGAGGCCUAAACCGAACAACUCUUGUGUCGAUAAAUGAAGUCUUGCAGCCAACGGGCUGCUUGCUUAGGGUGCUCAAACAGGGAGGAUAUCAUGGACCCGAACGAGAAGAGGCCCAACAAGUGGUGGACUGAACCUGACACGUUUGCCAUGUUGGCACUCAUAGAGCAGAUGGGUUUAGUCCAUGAGCUAGACAAGAAGCGCCAGCGCAACGAAUCCCUCUUCCGUCAUCUCCGGCUCAGUCUGGCCAAGCGGGGCAUCCACUUUACCGUUACCCAAAUCCGAAACCGCUGGAAAAGCCUCAAACACAAGUACCGCAAGAUCAAACUGGCCAGCUACCGAAGUCCAGCUGCACGCCUAUCUGCUGUAGAGUCAUUCCGUUAUUUCCAUAUGCUGGAUAACAUGUUGGUGCGCAAACCGAAGGUAGGAAACAAGGAGGAGGACCUCACUGAUGGUCACAGCCCAGUUGGACGGACACUCGUGGACCUGGAUGACCACACAGACAGUCCUUGGCCUGAAGGCCUAGUCCCUAAAUCUGAGCCUGAGAACUUUACUGCUAAACUGGAACUUGAUGUUGAUGAGAGUAUUGAUCCAGAAGACAUGGCUAGCUCUGAGCCUCAGAGUUGGGACGUAGGACCAGAUGAGGUCAUGACUCUGGGUUUGUCGGGAGAAUAUCUCUAUGCAGUGAAGACUGAACAGACAUCCCUAUGCAAUCCCAAAAGCACUAAAAGUACAAAAGAGACUGCUGACUGCAGUCAAGAUAAUUUUCCAGGAACGUCUGAGGAGACCAGCAGCCUCAUCCUCCAGCAGCUCACCAUUCUGAACCACCGCCUUGGAGAACAGCUGGCCGAGCAGAAAGCCUUUCAUUGCAGCAUGCUGGGAAUGAUGGAUCGCCAAAUACAAGUCCUGGAACAACUCUCACAUUUCACCAGGAACCACCAACCCAAGCCUGAAUCCACAGAGAUGGACUCCACCAUUAGUCAGAAGGUCAACGAAGCCCUGCUGCGCAUCCUGGAGGCUCAGACAAAGACAGUUCAGCCGUGCUCCCUGUUCCCCAUGCCAAAGACAGAACUUACUCCCCCUUGGAAGGUCUCUCUCUUGGAAGUCCAAAAGAGUUCACUACCCAUUGAGGGAGAGUCAGGCAGUGAGACUGAGACCUCUCAAACCAUGGAGGGACACAAAGAUAGCCCUUUUAGCCCACCUUCUUUAGAGCCUUCAUCCUCAACCAAGACUGCUAUUUUACAGAAUGGAUUAUGUAAUCACAACUGAAUGCUUAUUUGAACAUAGUUACACUAGCCUUUUGUCCUUUAGACCCUGUUUACACCUGGUAUUACUGUCCAUCUCAGGUGAUCUGAUCACAAGUGGACAGCUCUAAACAUUGGAAUGGGAAACUGAAAAAUCCAGUACAUAAACAUGCAUAAGACAUCAAUAUUCAGUAUAAAAGCAUCUGCUAAAUGAAGACAUGUAAAUCAAAUGACAUAAAUGGCAAAGUUCAAUUAAUACAGUUAAAUAUAGCCAUUGUUGUAAGAAUUCCACCCAAAAAAUUACGGUGAGAUUAAUAUUCAGAAGGCCUCCCCUCUACGCAAUCCGUUCACUAGUAAUCACAAGAGAUGCAUGUUACCAGGUGGAAACGAUGUUUCAGGAGGUUGUUUGUCUAAAGAUGCAAUAUCUGAAACACAACCAAAUGCAUUGUUGAGUUUGCCAGACUUUUGACAUCUACCAGUAACACUUUUUGGUUUUCAUAAGAAAGUAUCUAGUUCUCUGAUGUUUUAAUCAGUGACACUUUUGAGAAACAGAAUAACAGACUAUAAUAUUAUUUAUUAACUUUUUGAUUUCUUCGCUAACUAACAGUUGAUGUGAAUCUUAGAUUACAAGUAACAGACUGAUGUUAAGAAAUUGCAGUAUCUACAAAGUAAUACAUUUGUGUUCAAUUUAGAAAUUUCUUCUUAUUAAGUUCAGGCUUAACUUUAAGGCUGAUUUUAACAAAAGAGUGUAUGUUCUCAUGAAUUUCAUCAUUUUAAUCUCAACUCAAGUGUAGUCCAGUACAAACUGAUAAGUCUGUACAUUUUUAAGAAUUGCUUGCCUCUUAUUAUAAAGUAAUAUUUCACUGAC